Molecule: messenger RNA, 3265 nt
Organism: Vitrella brassicaformis
Lineage: Eukaryota; Vitrellaceae
Source: the annotation of a GenBank genome assembly
CGACGAUUGCAUUUGCUUUGGCGGAGGGCCGCUAUCGCGUGAUUGAGAAACCGUUGUGCUCGUGAGCAUGCGUGAGUGCUGUGAUUAGCGCAUUUCGAUCAGCAGCCUCAGCCAAGAGGGCCUCUCGCCGGUAAGCCAUGGCGAUGGAUGGAUGGGUGGAUGACCCCCUCAUGGACACGCACACACGCGCGACUCGUGGCUUGACGGAUGGCGUGUGUGCUGCAGGUGGGCAGCAGACAGAAACGACCGCAUCUCCCAUCCAUCAGUAACACAAGAGUGAAGUCUGCUGCUUGCUUCACUCGGUGACGGAGGAUGUCUGACACUGCUGCUGCUGGAGAUGACGGCCGUCAGGUGAGGCUGCAGCCAUGAAGGGGGUCAUGGUGAUGUCAGCUCAUCGUUCACUCUUCUGUGUGUGUGUGAGAUAACAGGCCACAUCUGCCGCUGCUGCAAGCGAUGAGGAUCAGCGACGCCCAGAGAGGGAGAGGAAACUCAGGCAAACCAUCGCAGACACGGUAGAGCAAAUGACUCAGACAGGCUGAAUGAAGCACUGACUCACUCGCUGUCGCUCUUCUGUGUGUCUUUGCCUUUGUGCAGCCUGGUCUUGUCAACUGCAUCACGGCCUUUCUGCCCCUGUAUCUGCUCGGCCUGCUGUCGACCACGGCCUGGGACCCCACAGCGCCCACACACAGCCACCUCACCAUCGACAGCACCAACAGCAACGAGCGGUCGGUGUGGCAGCGGGUCCCUCUCGCUCUCGGCACCCAAUGGGCCAACAAACUCACUCGGCUGACGACAAUUACGUUGCGCUAUCCCGUCGGCGCGGCUCUGUGGUGCAUCGACGUCUUUAUCACCGUGAUCGAGGGCCAUGUUGCCGGCCGGCGGGCUGCCAAUAUGAAUGGCGGCACCCUGCGCACCAUCACAUUGGAAGGCGUGAGAUUGGCUGAGAGGGAGAUGAGUACCGUCGGCCGACCACAGCAGCUACCCCCUGACCAGAUCCCGCCUCUCGUCCCGCCUCCAUCCCUUGAUGCACUCACGACCAUCACUGGCCUCCUCGACGAUCAUCACGACCUGGCUGACAGAGGCUGGCGGAUGCCGUCACUCGAGACAGUGGAGCAUCACCGGUGGGGGGCCGAUAAGCUGGGCCGCCUCAUCUGCUCGUCAGAGUCGCUGCAGCUCAUUUGUGGGGAUCUGCCGGCGGCCGAGGAGUGGGCCAGUGUGUUCGAGCGCAUGCCCGAGGCAGCUGCUGGGCAGCGGGGGCCCCUUGCAGGUCUGCGGAGUAUCGGCACUAUCGAUCUGGGCUUCGAUGCUGACCGGGCGCGGGCAGCGGUGGACAGACUGCAGGUAACUUACCACCAAUGGAUGCACGUGUCAGCGAGGUGUUAACGGUGAUCUCACCAUGGGUGUGUGCUGUAGGUGGCGCUCACGUCACGUGGCUGCCGCCGGUCGCUCACUCAGCUGGUGGUGUCGAUGAGCGAUUGGAUCAUCGACAGUCGUGUCCUUCCCCUGUUGCAGUCCCUCGACUCGCUACACAACACGUGCUGCCGACCCGAAGCCGAAGUCGCCGUCGAGUACCUUGAUGCUUACUUUUUCGACCUGUCGUUCUUCUACAGCGACGAUUUUCCCACCAACCCCUCCCCCCUCUUCAAGACGGCCAUCCAGGCGGCCGCACGGAAGGUAGACGAGGUGAGGUAUGUCAUCAGCCAGCAUGACCUCACCCACCCCGUCGACAGCCCCAGCCAGGCGGCCAUCGACCUCGCCAAGACACUCACAUUCGACAAGGUGGAGGACGUGUGGGUCAACGACGCCGAUGGCUUCAUCCCCCCUCCCAACGCCCCCUCACCGCAGCCCACCAUCAUCACACACCUGCAGCAGUUCCCAAGGGCCACAUGCUUGGAGGUCAACAGCGGUGUGGGCAGUGCUGCGGGUCGGCUGAUGGCAGAGAAGAUGCCCAGGGUGGUCGAGUGGUUGGAGUUCAACUCAGCUGUGAGUGGAGAGGACAGAAGGGCCGUGUUGGAGGCGGUGGGGGCGAGGAGGGAGGUCGACACUGUCGAGGUCGAUGAGGUCAGUCUCGCUGAGGGCGCAUUGGACGGCUGGCAAUCGGACUGCUGCCCAUCGAUUCACAACCUAGUCAUGCAUCUGUCAGCUACCCAAUGGAUUCCAAUAAACACUUCUGGCUGGCUCAUUUUAUGUGUGCAUUGCUGCCGUCUGUGUGCUGUCAUUCAGUGCCCGAUGGUUUGGAGGCCUCUGCGGCUGCCGAGCUCAUCCGCGACGGCGUCUCAUCAAUCGUGGGUGGCGUCCGAGGCCUAAGGCGUUUGACGCUGACAUUGCGGUGCGGUAAAGCCGUUCGCGGCGCCAUUGCGCUGCUGCUUCCAGACGGCACAGAGGUCGGUGACAACUUCACCACCACCACAAGUCACCGCACCGUCUUCAUUCGCCUGGACGUAACUCGUCGCUCUUAGAGGGUGAGAACAGGCAGAGCAAUGAAUCAUUGCCUUCACAUAACGUGUGUGUGUUGAUGUGUUUUCCAGGCUGUGUGUCGAGAGCAUACGACAUGACACAACAGCAUCCUACCGUAGCACUCACACCCCGUAGAAAGAGAGGGAGGGAGGGAGGGUGUAACGGAUGGAUGGACGGAGACCUGGUAUGCCAUUGUAUACCUGGCGGCUGUCUUUGCCCAUGACUGCGGUGGACAAGUGUGCGCCUCAGUCAUUCCGCCGCCCCUCUGGUCGGCAACUGCUUGAGCAGUUGUGUCACACGUAUGCUAUCAUCGGGGUUGUGAUUGUGUGUUGGUGGUGCUGAAGGGCUGCCUAUCGCUGCCAUGCUGGUGCGUGUGUGUGUGUGUGUGUGUGGGCGUGUGGGCGUGUGUGGGCGUGUGGGUGGCUCGUCGGGCUGUCUGCCCGAGCGCACACAUGAAGACACCACGUUACGCAGCUUUACUGCUGACUGCCUGGCGGGCGGGGUGUCUGAAUGGUUGCUGCUGUGUGCCGGCUGACGCGGCCCAUCCCACCACACACACACACACACACACACACGGGGCACAAUACAAACAUCAACCCUCACAUCAAGAGGCAGGUAGGUUGCGCUUGGUGUGCCCCCACCCCCACUCAAGCUGCUGCCAUGUCCCUUAGUGCGUGUCUGUGUCUGAGCGUCCGCACGUGGCUCGUGGGUGGACUGAUGGACCCGUUUAUCGACUGGCUGACUUCCAUCUGUGUCUGCGUGUGUGUGCGUCGGUCUCUGUGUUAGUGUGAAGCUGUGUGAAGUUCCA